Indicator indicator is the source of this 1036-nucleotide messenger RNA. RefSeq names its product TATA-box binding protein associated factor 12 (gene TAF12). Gene Ontology annotation, molecular function: DNA binding; protein heterodimerization activity; TBP-class protein binding. Gene Ontology annotation, cellular component: SAGA complex; transcription factor TFIID complex; SLIK (SAGA-like) complex. Lineage: Eukaryota; Metazoa; Chordata; Aves; Piciformes; Indicatoridae. Gene Ontology annotation, biological process: DNA-templated transcription initiation; RNA polymerase II preinitiation complex assembly. The transcript has 6 exons. The coding region runs from base 1 to 639 and encodes 212 amino acids. The record is from RefSeq and is a predicted model, not a curated record.
AUGGCCGCUGCGUUCGCUGGCCCCACAGCGGUCGCUGAUGUUAUUAAAGAUCUAGACACUCAGAUAGCUUUGAUUGGUUUGGGUCCCCACAACCCCAAGAAGAAACAGGACCUGGAUAAGCUUUAUGAUCUCAAAGCUAAAGCCCAACAGAUUAUGAACCAGUUUGGCCCUUCUACCUUGAUCAACCUCUCCAACUUCUCCUCCAUAAAGCCAGAACCAGCCAGCACUCCCCCGCAGAGCUCCAUGGCCAACAGCACUGUGGUGGCGAAGGUGCCUGGGACGCCCAGUGGAGGAGGUCGGCUCAGCCCUGAGAGCAACCAGGUUUUAACCAAGAAGAAAUUGCAGGAUCUGGUGCGUGAGGUGGAUCCAAAUGAGCAGCUGGAUGAAGAUGUGGAGGAAAUGCUGCUGCAGAUCGCCGAUGAUUUCAUCGAGAGUGUGGUGACUGCAGCCUGUCAGCUCGCGCGGCACCGCAAGUCCAACACCCUGGAGGUCAAAGAUGUGCAGCUGCACCUUGAGCGUCAGUGGAACAUGUGGAUCCCAGGCUUUGGUUCUGAAGAGAUCAGGCCCUACAAAAAAGCCUGCACUACAGAAGCUCACAAACAGAGGAUGGCUCUGAUCCGGAAAACUACCAAGAAAUAGCCCCUGGGAGGAACCAGGAGCAGACCCAGCACGUUUGGGACAGCUGUAGCCUCCACCACCAUCCGUGGGAUGUUUUUUCUAAUGCUUUACAGAGAAGCAUAUAUUUUUUAUGAAUGGUGCAGCAAUAUCUUGACUUUACGAGGAGUUCUGCCAAAAACAUUCUCCUCCCCCUUCCUCCUUUCCCCCACAGGCACAGUGUGUCUCAGCCCAGAGACUUUUUCUUUGUGACUUGAAAGUGGUUUCUCGUAUCAGUGGUUACCCAAGGGACAGAGCCUUUGUAUGGGACAGUAUUAGAAGCACCUGUAGAGGUUUUUGUUUCCUCCCUCCUGCCCCUACCUGCUCCAGUACUUUGUAAUGUCAGUGUUUAUACAAAUACUUGCCUUUGUUUUACAUGAAU